This is a messenger RNA of Hippopotamus amphibius kiboko, 939 nucleotides long. Its product is annotated as olfactory receptor 1361-like. The record is from RefSeq and is a predicted model, not a curated record. Lineage: Eukaryota; Metazoa; Chordata; Mammalia; Artiodactyla; Hippopotamidae. Gene Ontology annotation, biological process: G protein-coupled receptor signaling pathway. The transcript has a single exon. Gene Ontology annotation, cellular component: membrane. The coding region runs from base 1 to 939 and encodes 312 amino acids. Gene Ontology annotation, molecular function: G protein-coupled receptor activity; olfactory receptor activity.
AUGGACAAUCAGACCCAAGUCUCUGAAUUCAUCCUUCUCGGCCUCUCAGGGCAGCCCCUGCAGAGGCAGGUGCUCUUCAGUCUGUCCUUCAGCCUGUAUCUGAUUGGGUGCCUGGGGAAUCUGCUCACCAUCCUGGCCAUCAUCUCGGAUCCUCACCUCCACAGCCCCAUGUACUUCUUCCUCAGCAAUUUGUCUCUUCUUGACAUCUGCUUUACCUCCACCACCAUCCCCAGGAUGCUGGUGAACCAUCUGUGUGGGCUCACCACCAUCUCCUUCGCGGCUUGCCUGGCCCAGAUGUAUUUCUCCAUCACCUUUGGGGCAGCUGACAGCAUCCUUCUCUCAGCCAUGGCUUAUGACCGCUACCUGGCCAUCUGCUGCCCACUGCACUAUACGACAAUCAUGAGCAUCCUUCGGUGUGUCUUGCUGGUGGGGAUACCCUGGAUCUCAGCCAACCUCCUCUCCAUGAUCCACACUAUCCUGAUGUCCCGCUUGUCCUUUUGCACCAACAGGAUCCCACACUUCUUCUGUGAGCUCAAUAUCUUGAUCAAGCUCUCCUGCUCUGACACCCAAGUCAACGAAAUGCUGGUGUUGGUCCUUGGGGGCCCAGUGGUUCUGAUCUCUUUAGGGUGCAUCAUGGCCUCUUACACACCUAUUGCUGUGGCUGUAUGGAAGGUGCCCUCAGCUCGGGGGAAAUGGAAGGCAUUCUCCACCUGUGGCUCUCACCUUUGUGUUGUCUGUCUCUUCUAUGGGACUAUCAUUGGGGUCUAUAUCAAUCCAUCAUCCACACACACCCCUCAGAAGGACAUGGUAGCCACAGUGAUGUAUACCAUGGUCACCCCCAUGCUGAACCCCUUUAUCUACAGCUUGAGGAACCGAGACCUGAAAGGUGCUCUCAGGAAACUUCUUCUCAGCAGGUACCACUGUUCCCAGCCUCUUUGA